Molecule: messenger RNA, 4179 nt
Organism: Nothobranchius furzeri (turquoise killifish)
Lineage: Eukaryota; Metazoa; Chordata; Actinopteri; Cyprinodontiformes; Nothobranchiidae
Source: RefSeq, a predicted model, not a curated record
CGCUUUACCGGUCCGCGCGUCCGUGGGCUCCUCCGCGUACGCGGAGCUCUCCGAGUUUUGUCUGGUUCAGGAGGAGUCGUGGCGGGUUCGGUCUGAGAUGGGAAGCGGGUUGAACUUCUGAGCUUUGUGCCGGAGCGGUACCGGUAGGACCCGGAGGGGUGAGGGUGAGGUUCUGGAGGCUCAGAACCGGUUCAGGUUAUUGUUUCCUGGAGGUCUUUGGUCCAGAGAGGCGGACCUCCUCACAUCCAUGUGGAUCAACCCGGAAACGGUUCCGUAGCCUGAGCUCCUGUAGUCCGGUCCAGUUGUUCAUCCAGGCCAGAAGAUGUGAGCACUUCCUGCUUCACCCUGAUGAUGCACCUCAGCUCCUAUUGGUCCUCUAGAUAAAACACGAACCUUAAAUGAUCUUAAAGAGAAAUAAAAUCCGUCCGGAUUAAUCUGAUUGAAGAAGAAGAAAAUAUAAUUUCUAUUGACCCUUUGCACGUGACGUCACGCCACUCGUGUGACCGCCCCCUUCGCCAUGAUGGACGGCAAAAAGACGUUUAUACCCAUAGAAACUCCAGUGAAGGUAGUCAAAACAAGCCAGUUUGUAGCCUUUUAUCACUGUUAUUUAGUUGAUUUCACAGUAAAAUGGUUUUAGCUUGCUGCGUGGUUGGCUGCACUAAGAGACAAGGAUGUAAACUCAACUCAUUUUUUCUUUUUAAUAACUUUGAUGGAGACUGAGGACGGAGAUGAACCGCAGCGAUCAUUCAAUCAAGCGGACUAGCAGGCCUCAGAUUUGCAGCAAACAUGUUUUUACCGGGACAUCUCCAGAGAAUGAGUCCACCUCUUCAGAUCUGAUCCGUCUUCUCGAUACUGAAGUGAGAAAUCCCUUUCUGAUCCCCAGCUCCUCCAGUUAACAGCACUGAGGACCUCCAAGCAUUCCCCUCUGGGUUUGUCAGAAGGUUCUCUGUGGUGCUUUGGACAGCUCCCCUGGCCUCAGGGCUUUGGACCUUCAUGCGUCUUCUAGAAGAGUCCAUGCACAUCUCCAUCCAUCACACCCCCACCUCCACCAUGAGCUGUGAUCAACAAUUUGGAGAUGGAGCCAUGGGGGUCACGCUCACGCUCCGCCUCCUCAUGCAUGGCAAGGAAGUUGGGAGUAUUAUUGGAAAGAAAGGAGAAACUGUGAAGAGAAUAAGAGAAGAGAGCAGUGCUAGGAUCAACAUAUCUGAGGGGUCGUGUCCUGAGAGGAUCAUCACCAUCACGGGCCAGACGGAAUCUGUGUUCAGAGCCUUCACCAUGAUCACCUUCAAACUGGAGGAGGACCUGGCAGCCUUGGUAGCCAACGGUGCGAUGAACAGCAAACCUCCUGUCACACUCCGACUCGUCAUCCCAGCCAGCCAGUGUGGCUCACUGAUUGGAAAAGGAGGCUCUAAGAUCAAGGAGAUCCGAGAGACGACAGGUGCACAAGUGCAAGUUGCAGGUGACCUUCUCCCCAACUCCACGGAGAGGGAGGUGACGAUAUCGGGGGGUCAGGAUGCCAUCAUCCAGUGUGUGAAGCUGAUCUGCACCGUGAUUCUAGAGUCUCCACCGAAGGGAGCGACGAUUCCGUACCGACCCAGUCCAACUCCGGGAACGGUGCUGUUGGCAGGAAACCAGAUAUUCGAGGCUUCAGACUUUGGGUCCCACCCGCUGUUCUCAAUGGCCCAGGGAGGCAUGGACCUGCAACAGACAUAUGCACUACAGAGUCACUACAGCAUUCCACACUCAGAGCUAGCGAAGCUUCACCAGCUGUCGCUGCAGCAGCAUAGUCUGGCAUCCAUGGGUCAGUCGGCCGCUCAGGUCCUACCUGCAGCAGGAGUUGAAACCAAUUCCCAAAUGACAUCUCAGGAGCUCCUCAUCCCAAACGAUCUGAUUGGAUCGAUCAUCGGUCGUCAGGGCACCAAGAUAAAUGAGAUCCGGCAGUUCUCAGGAGCCCAGAUCAAGAUCGGUAGUCAGAUCGACAGCAGCAGCGACCGACACGUCACCAUCACCGGCACGCCAAUCGCCAUCAACCUGGCUCAGUAUUUAAUCACUUCCUGUUUAGAGACAGCCAAAUCCACCGCUCAGUCCUCCUCCAUGCCGUCUCCUGUUGACCUGACCAUGAGCUUCACCCAGCCCGCCCCCCCUGCCUCCGCCUCGUCCUCCUCCUCCUCCCCCCUGGCAGCGAUGGGCGCUGCACUGCCCCAUGCUCCAAUCCUGGGUGCCCCCUACGCUCUCCCCCUCUCCAGCCUCCUGGGAGUGAAAUCCAUCCCCUACCUGGCACUUUCCACCCCCUCAGCAGCUGCGGCGACAGCCGCCACCAUCGGAGCACCGCUGCUACCUGCCUCGGCGGCAACGGCGGCAGUUCCAGCUCAAGCGGCGGCAGCACUGGCGUCCUACACAGCCAAGAUCUCCUCUUCUGCCAACGGGAUGAAGAAGCCUGAGAGGCAGAAGUUUUCUCCGUACUGACGCCAGAGGAGAACUGCGUCGAGCUCCAUCCUGGUUGGAGUCCAGACGUCGGCGCUGGAGGUCCCUUGGGCCACGCAGCCUGUAAAAGCCAUAGAGACUCUUCCUGUCCUCGUCUUCGUCCUGCUCUCUAUCCUGUUCUUUACUCGUAUGUUAUUAACCAAUAGUCAGCGUUUCUGUACUGACCUCUCCUCUCUGCUCCUGUUUGCAGUUUUUCCUGAUAAAAUGUGCUUUUAAAUUAUUUUUAUGUAUUUAAAGGAGUUUAUAAUUUUCAGUUUUCAUUCCCGUGUCAUCGCUGUAGCGCUAGCGUAGCCCUCUCACCUGUUAACCACACAUUCACACAGAACAUUCUAGAUUACAGCAGAACCUUCUGACCUCCAUCAGGAAGCUACUCAACAGACAUGAGGGUCAGACACAAACGUCACCAUGACAACAGGACCCAGAACCUUUGUGCUGGAUGAAAUCUGAUUUAGAGCUUCUAAAUGUUCCCUAGGGUUAAACUCGUCUGAAUUUCCUCUAAAAACGCGACAUUAUUAUGACAUUUAAUUGAAAACACACCAGAAGACUUCUGAUGACUCCUGAACGCAUCAUUGGUGGGUUCUAGCAGCGGUCUGUUCCUGCUGGAGGAGAACCGAGUCAGAAACCAGAUGGGUCCUGGUGGUUCUGUGGAGCUCCGUCCUCUCAGUCGUUUUUAGUUUUUGUCUGAACUAAAGCAGUUUGCUGCGGCUGCACGUCGCUUUACCUCACUCACACACACACACACACACACACACCUGUCUUUCUAUCAUAGUGAGGACCCUAUAUGGACUUCCAUUCGUUUUUGUGACUCCACCAUGCCUAACCCUAACUAAAACUUAAUUCACACCAGACUUCUAAAGUUAACCAGUAGAGCUCUGCGACAUUGUCCCUAAGUGAGGACAUUGGUAGCAAAAUGUCCUCGCUUUGAUGUAUAGACUGGUACACACACACACACACACACACACACACGACCACAGAGAUCUUUGUGCACUCAGAGCAAUACCGAGCCGAUCAGUAGCUCCACGUCACAGAAAAACUGAAACAGUUAACUUGAUGUGUUUAUUAUUGAAGACGAUGUGCUUCACUUGUUUCGACGAAGCCAUACGACCCCGUUGGUGACCUGUUUCUUUUGUCUUCCAUCACUCUUUUGGUCGUGUUCCAUGUUCAUGCAUGAGUCUGUUUCUGAUGAUCGUCUAUGCAAAACUCACCUGGAUGACGUGCAGCAGGUGGAGACUGCGACCCGCGGAGACUCGGGCCUGCGACGCGUCCACCCUGAUGAUGAUGAUGAUGAUGAUUAGCUCUGUAGUGCUGCUGCAGAGAGCAACCCUAACCCCACACACUCGGGUAGAUCUGCAUCAGAACAACUGAUCAACCCUUUAUCACUAGACUCAUGUUAACUCAGUAACCAUCAACAAUUAGGACAAACAUGUUUAAGUCAGUGAACUCACCACCAUCACCCCGGUUACAGACGUGUACUCUUUAAUCAUCAUGUGACCAAAAACAGCUCCAGCUGCUAGACCCAGACUAUGGCAUCUCAUCAUCCACCGGCGGCCCCCGACCAACACUCUAACCUGUUUGAUGAAGAAUGGCGCCACAGCAGAGGCAGCGUUGCAGAGCCUUUGGUCAUUCAUAAGUGGUCAGCUUAUGGCGGUCAUGUGGUGCCGUCAAGUUUUUCUCACAAAGUUGAAGCGACAGCGA